Molecule: messenger RNA, 651 nt
Organism: Fomitopsis serialis
Lineage: Eukaryota; Fungi; Basidiomycota; Agaricomycetes; Polyporales; Fomitopsidaceae
Exons: 4
Coding region: 167-424 (85 amino acids)
Source: RefSeq, a predicted model, not a curated record
GAGCGGUGUCCGCUAAGGCGCCGCUAGUGCUGGGUGGAGCAUGGACAUCGCACGUGUAGGGAUUACGCUGAACACCCACACCUUGCCACACCGGACUGUCCUUCAUCCCGACGGUGAACCGCUCAGUAUUCGGAGGGUGCAUAGAGACGCGAGAACUGAAGAACUGAUGCGCAUGGGGCGUUUCGGAUCUGGUCUGCCAAAAUGUGCGGUCUUUCGGACUCUGAGCGCGUCGCUACAUAGCUGCUCUGCAUCGUACAUGCAAUACUACGACUCGUCUAACGAGCGGAAGCCUGAGGAUACUGUCGUCUUUAUGCGACGUGGGCGCAGACGAUGCAGGAAGCCAGCGGCAGCUGUCCAUGUCAACGCUCGUGCUAGCGUCGCGAGUCUCCAGACUUGCCUAGGCCCGCCACUAGUGCCGACUUGAGUGCCACUCUAUAUUAGCCAUUAAGCUUCAUGACGAGUCUCCGCACUUCGAUGUCAAUUGAGCUCUGAACGGUGAAAUCAGGUGUCCGCUAGAGCAGUGAGAAUGUGGCCUGGGACUCCGAGUCGGAGGAAAGGAGAGAACGCGAGAAAGGAAGCUCAGUACAAAGUCAAACGCUUGCUGAUGUACCGGUACGUACUGGUACGUACCGUACGUGUUUCACACGUGAC